UUGCUGCUAUGCGUUUGUUAAUUGAUCGUUGUUAGCUUAUCGUUUUGUGGGCUUGGCUGAUUGCAAAUCAAUGUGCAAAAAUGUCAUAAAAACAAAGGAGACUUUGUUGAAAUUUCGAGGGAAUCUUUGUCCUAAGGAAAAUUGGCUUAAGUUCAGCCCACCCAAGUUCAAAUCCUGGGUUCGUCCGUGCAUGCAAUUAAUGUAUUUCUCGUCUUCUUCUUCUCACUGUGAAUGUUGACACUGCAUCUAUGCUUUGUGCAGGCCUGUAAUGGCGGCCCUAGGUUCAGAUUUAACUUAAUCAUAAUUUGUUUCGAAUUUGGUGGGAGUGAAAUUUUAGGACAAAACAAUGUCAUCGCCAGACAUUGCAGGAAUACUGGACAAGUCAAAAGAGCUCGAUCAAUUAAGGAAAGAGCAAGAAGAGGUGCUCACCGAGAUAAACAAGAUGCAUAAGAAGCUCCAAGCCACUCCUGAAGUGGUUGAGAAGCCUGGGGAUAAUGCGUUGGCGAAGCUGAAGGCUUUAUAUGUUCAUGCCAAAGAGCUCUCUGAAAAUGAAAUGAAUGUUUCAAAUUUGUUGUUGAGUCAACUUGAUGCUCUGUUGCCUUCUGGACCUCCAGGGCAGCCACGGAGAAGGAUGGAAGGUAAUGAGCAGAAAAGGAAGAGAAUGAAGAAUGAUUCAGAUAUUUCGAGGAUGUCCCCCUCCGUGCGAAGUCAACUCGAGCUUUUUGCUAGUCUAAAAGGUGAACAGGUGGCGGCUAGGGUCAUGGUCACUACUGAAGAUGCUGAAAAGGAAGAGUGGCUUGUUGUAAAAGUUUUGCAUUUUGACAAGGAAACAAGAGAACUUGAAGUACUAGAUGAGGAGCCAGGUGAUGAUGAAGAAGGUGGUGGUCAAAGAAAGUACAAGUUGCCUAUGACAGCAAUUAUCCCUUUCCCCAAGAGAACUGAUCCUUCCAGUGCCCAAGAUUUCCCUACUGGAAGACACGUUUUGGCAGUAUAUCCAGGAACAACUGCACUAUAUAAGGCAACUGUGGUGAACGGUCAUCGCAAGAGGAAGACAGAUGAGUAUUUGCUGGAAUUUGACGACGACGAGGAAGAUGGAGCCUUGCCUCAGAGGGUAGUGCCCUUCCAUAAGGUGGUUGCCCUGCCAGAUGGACAUCGCCAGUGAUUCUUUCUUGCCGUUUAUAGAAUAACUUUAUGUAUAAAUUAAAUUAAUUGGUGUGUAUUUUUACCCUCACCACCCCCAUCCGCACCCCCACAGUAUCUGUAACCACACGUUUAUGAGCUCUUCUUAGGGCAUGUUUACGUAUCAUUAAUGGGUAUGAGAGGAAAGGGAAUGAUUUCCGUUCCUGAUUUUCUUUGCGUUUACUUGCAA
This is a messenger RNA of Prunus dulcis (almond), 1369 nucleotides long. Its product is annotated as SAGA-associated factor 29 homolog A. The record is from RefSeq and is a predicted model, not a curated record. The transcript has 10 exons. The coding region runs from base 347 to 1162 and encodes 271 amino acids. Gene Ontology annotation, cellular component: SAGA complex. NCBI's taxonomy places the organism in Eukaryota, Viridiplantae, Streptophyta, Magnoliopsida, Rosales, Rosaceae.